AUGACCAACGCGACAACCUCCAGCUCGCAGGCUACACCUGGUGACCCCAACAUAUCCUGGCCGAUCGAGCGGCUCGCAAACCCACACGAGCAAGAAUGGCACCCAUCAUUCCUGGCCGAACGCCGUGGCAGCGACACCGCGAGCUCGAGCUCGAGCUCUCCCACCCCCGACCUUGACCGGUCCAACUACCCGGGCGGCACGAAAUCGCUGUCCGGCAUCUCGCUGCGCGCCUUUCUGCUCGGUACCUCUCUCGGAAUCACAGCCUCCCUGACAAUCCUCCUAAGCACAGUCUUCCCGACACCGCUGUGGCGCGUCCCGUUCUUCAUCGCUGCGCUGAGCCUCUUCCACUUCCUCGAGUACUUCGUCACGGCGCGGUAUAAUACACGCUACGCCACGGUGGGCGCAUUCCUGCUCACCUCGAACGGUUGGGCAUACAACGUGGCGCACGGGUCUGCGGCCGUAGAGUGUAUUGUAUCGCACUUGCUCUGGCCGGAGCAGACUCGGAUCGGGCAGUGGCUUUCUUUUACGGAGCCUAUCUUCGGAAUAUCGAUUUCGCUACCGCUUGUGGUGGGCUUCGUGCUCACGUUGGUGGGACAGGUCGUGCGGACAAUGGCGAUGGCUCAGGCGGGGAGCAACUUUAACCAUCAUGUCCAGUCGGAGCGUCAGGAGGGCCAUAUGCUGGUUAAGACGGGGCUGUAUGGAUACCUGCGGCAUCCCAGUUACUUUGGCUUCUUUUGGUGGGGCUUGGGGACGCAGUUGGUUCUGGGGAAUGUAGUGUGCUUUGUCGGGUAUGCUCUGGUGCUGUGGAGGUUCUUUUCCACUCGGAUCAAGCGUGAGUGA
Penicillium canariense is the source of this 840-nucleotide messenger RNA. Its product is annotated as protein-S-isoprenylcysteine carboxyl O-methyltransferase. The record is from RefSeq and is a predicted model, not a curated record. The coding region runs from base 1 to 840 and encodes 279 amino acids. Gene Ontology annotation, biological process: C-terminal protein methylation. Gene Ontology annotation, molecular function: protein C-terminal S-isoprenylcysteine carboxyl O-methyltransferase activity. NCBI's taxonomy places the organism in Eukaryota, Fungi, Ascomycota, Eurotiomycetes, Eurotiales, Aspergillaceae. Gene Ontology annotation, cellular component: membrane; endoplasmic reticulum. The transcript has a single exon.